Messenger RNA from Mustela erminea (ermine), 2813 nucleotides. It is a transcript of the gene NEURL1B, whose product is annotated as neuralized E3 ubiquitin protein ligase 1B. Lineage: Eukaryota; Metazoa; Chordata; Mammalia; Carnivora; Mustelidae. The record is from RefSeq and is a predicted model, not a curated record. Gene Ontology annotation, molecular function: ubiquitin protein ligase activity. The coding region runs from base 186 to 1853 and encodes 555 amino acids. Gene Ontology annotation, biological process: ubiquitin-dependent endocytosis. Gene Ontology annotation, cellular component: early endosome. The transcript is spliced from 5 exons.
CUCCGCCUUCUCCUCCGGCUGCCACCGCCUCCCUCCAGGCGCCCGCCCCAGCUGCCGCCCGCCGGCUCGCUCGUGCAGCCGCGAUGCCCCGGAGCCCGACCCUGGUCCGGGUCCCCGGCCCACCUCGUUGUUAGCCUCCGUGCACCCCGCGCGCGCCGCCGCCAACGCCGCGCCCCAACGCAGCGAUGGGCAACACCGUGCAUAGGACCCUGCCAGACCCAAGCCCGCCGGCUCGCCUCCUGGCCACCCGGCCGUGCUGCGGCCCCGGCCCCGAGCGGCGCCCGGUGCUGGGCGAAGCGCCGCGCUUCCACGCACAGGCCAAAGGCAAGAACGUGCGGCUGGACGGCCACUCGCGCCGGGCCACUCGACGCAACAGCUUCUGCAAUGGCGUCACGUUCACGCAGCGGCCCAUCCGGCUGUACGAGCAGGUGCGGCUGCGCCUGGUGGCCGUGCGCCCCGGCUGGAGCGGCGCGCUGCGCUUCGGCUUCACGGCGCAUGACCCGUCGCUCAUGAGCGCCCAGGACAUCCCCAAGUACGCCUGCCCUGACCUUGUCACGCGGCCUGGCUACUGGGCCAAGGCGCUGCCCGAGAACCUGGCGCUGCGCGACACCGUGCUAGCCUACUGGGCGGACCGCCACGGCCGCGUGUUCUACAGCGUCAAUGACGGCGAGCCCGUGCUCUUCCACUGCGGGGUGGCCGUGGGCGGCCCGCUCUGGGCGCUCAUCGACGUCUACGGCAUCACCGAUGAGGUGCAGCUCCUCGAGAGCGCCUUCGCCGACACGCUGACGCCCGCACGGCUCAGCCAGGCCCGCUUCAGCGCCUGCCUGCCGCCCAGCAGCCACGACGCCGCCAACUUCGACAACAACGAGCUCGAGAACAACCAGGUGGUGGCCAAGCUGGGCCACCUGGCACUGGGCCGCGCCCUGGGCCCGCUGCCCGCCGACGCCUCGGCCGCCGCCAUCCCGUGCGGACCCCGCGAGCGCCCUCGGCCCGCAUCGUCGCCGGCGCUGCUGGAGGCUGACCUGCGCUUCCACGCCACGCGCGGACCCGACGUGAGUCUGUCCGCCGACCGCAAAGUGGCCUGUGCACCGCGGCCCGAUGGCGGCCGCACGCUCGUCUUCUCUGAACGCCCGCUGCGACCCGGCGAGAGCCUCUUCGUGGAGGUGGGCCGCCCGGGGCUAGCGGCGCCCGGCGCGCUGGCCUUCGGCAUCACGUCGUGUGACCCGGGUGGGCUCCGGCCCGCGGAGCUGCCAGCCGACCCCGACGCGCUGCUCGACCGCAAGGAGUACUGGGUAGUGGCGCGUGCCGGGCCGGUGCCAAGCGGCGGCGACGCGCUCAGCUUCACGCUGCGGCCCGGCGGCGACGUGCUCCUGGGCGUCAAUGGGCGCCCGCGCGGCCGCCUGCUGUGCGUCGACACCACGCAGGCGCUCUGGGCCUUCUUCGCCGUUCGCGGCGGCGCCGCGGGUCAGCUGCGCCUCCUCGGCACCCUGCAGUCCAGCCCUGCGACCACAUCCCCAUCAGGGUCCCUCAGCGGCUCCCAGGAUGAUAGCGACUCUGAUAUGGCCUUCAGUGUCAACCAGUCCUCCUCAGCAUCUGAGUCAUCCUUGGUGACCGCACCCAGCUCCCCACUGAGCCCCCCAGUGUCCCCCGUGUUCUCCCCACCAGAGCCGGCAGGCAGCAAGAAUGGCGAGUGCACAGUGUGUUUUGACGGCGAAGUGGACACAGUCAUCUACACGUGUGGACAUAUGUGUCUGUGCCACAGCUGUGGCCUGCGGCUCAAGAGGCAGGCCCGCGCCUGCUGCCCCAUCUGCCGGCGGCCCAUCAAGGAUGUCAUUAAGAUCUAUAGGCCAUAGCCUGGCCUGCCAACGGGCCUUGGCCAGAGCAAGGUCACCUUUCUGAAGGCCCCCUGGGCCAGGCAACUGCUGUGGUCACCAGGGGGUCCAAGGGCCGUGGCCAUCCGGUCUGCCACUCUCCAGUGGUGGACAAGGCAUGACAGUCAUGGAGAUGAGUCCCUGGGGGUCUGAGCCCAGGCAAGGGCUGCUUCUGACUCAAAAGUGCUUUGUCCCCAAAAGGCCGUCCCAACAGCGAGCUCAGGAACUGCCUGGCAGACCACCCUGUCCCUUGGUGACCUCUCAGCUGGGAAACAGCAUUCUCUGUGCAAUGCUCUUUGCAUUGGGUUGGGUUGAGUGUGUGUGAGAGAGGGUGAGGGGAGGGAGCUGCCAGAGAAGAGAGAGGGAAUGUGUGUGAGAGAAUGAGUGAGCGAAAAAGCAUAGAUAUUUAUCCAGGGAUCCUGGCUCUAAGAGGUUAUUUAACACUAAGGAAUGUGCAAUCCAGAGCCCAGACGGUAGCGUGACUCGAAAUUAUUCACUUUCUGGGGCUGGAACGUCAGCUGGUUUUGAAUGUAUGAAGCCUGCACCUUGGAACUCCCUUGGAUGGUAUAGAAAAGGGGCACUCAGAUUUUCUAAGGGGAGGAAAAAAUAGCUCAUUGUUUACAGCUCCCAAGCAGCAACGCCUUGGGGGGAAGGUGGGUGGAGAACUGAAAAGAACAAUUUGCUUUUUUAGUUUCUUUCUCAGCCCUGGAGAGGAGAUUGGAUGGGUGCUGCGGCCCACUGAGAGCUCUGGGUGCUGUCAUCCCCUGAAGCCUUUCACCCCUUCACCCCAGAUAGCCUAAUAAUAAGCAUAGCGCACCUUGACUCAGUCCCUCUGGAUGUUUUUUGUCUGUCCCACCCCUUGCUGUCCCCAAGAAGACAAGCAGCAGGUUCUCUUUUCCUGGGGGAGGGAAAGAAUCCAGGAGGCAGCUGACUCACCUGCAG